AGUCUACACCCUGUACCUACCAUUAUUAGCACUGUUUAUUAUAUACUCCUGACCCCGUUUGCCGCCCCAUGAUACAUCUUCCACUGUUCAUACCUCAUAUAUCGGUUACGCAAAUUAUCAUUAAGAGUGUUUUUUUAGAUGGCGCAGCCACCUUUACAAAUGCCUGAUCUUAACGGGGCUGCACAAGACAAACCAUCGUAGCCAUACUCGCGGCCCUGAUUCAACCGCCCCCAAUGCAAAACGUACCUCCUGGCGGGCCGAACGAUCCGGGUCAAGCCGAAAAUGACCGCCUCCAUAAUUUAAGACGCAAAGAUGAUAAAUCCUCCGAACAAGGUUAUCCCAAACCAAUAGGAUUAGAUUCCAGCCAGCAUCAACACGUACAGAGACCUCAUACCAGCAGGUUAUCAAAGACUAAAUGUGGCACAAAUUAUCAAUACGCAUAUUGUGAGGGCGCACGUACCCUCUGGGCACAACAUCAUGGUAUAGACGAAGUGCCAAACAACGAUUGGAAAGAGAAGUGGUUUGAUAGGAAGAGAAAGAGGAAGAGGGAGGAGGAGAGGCGGGAGGAGAAGGCGGGAGGAGAAGGCGGGAGGAGAAGGCGGGAGGAGAAGGCGGGAGGAGAAGGCGAGCGAAGAGGGCGAGCGAAGAGACAGAGGGAGGGCGAAGAAGAGGAAGAGGAAAAGGAAAGAUAUAUUAGAUCUUCAAUAGAAUCUGAUAUAUAA
Molecule: messenger RNA, 722 nt
Organism: Botrytis deweyae
Lineage: Eukaryota; Fungi; Ascomycota; Leotiomycetes; Helotiales; Sclerotiniaceae
Exons: 3
Coding region: 234-722 (162 amino acids)
Source: RefSeq, a predicted model, not a curated record